Messenger RNA from Pongo pygmaeus (Bornean orangutan), 1646 nucleotides. RefSeq names its product Ly1 antibody reactive (gene LYAR). Gene Ontology annotation, biological process: negative regulation of transcription by RNA polymerase II; rRNA processing. The transcript is spliced from 10 exons. NCBI's taxonomy places the organism in Eukaryota, Metazoa, Chordata, Mammalia, Primates, Hominidae. Gene Ontology annotation, cellular component: nucleolus. The record is from RefSeq and is a predicted model, not a curated record. The coding region runs from base 325 to 1464 and encodes 379 amino acids. Gene Ontology annotation, molecular function: DNA binding.
ACGCCCCCUUGGCUUGCCGGAACCACCCUCCUGCUUCCGUUGGCGUCACUUCCACGGGGAGGGGCGUGGCCGCGGUGCGCAGGCGCGCUGGGUAGUUCAGAAGUGAAUUCUGCACCGCGAAGCCUGAGAGGCAGGUAGCUGCGGCGCUGGGCUGGUGGCGGCGAGUCCACGUGCUCCCCGCGGCCGGUUGAAACCGUUGGCGGACGCUGGCUGAGAGGCAAUGUUUGCUGUCUUCCAUUGGAGGGACUGAAUUUCCACAUGACGGCUUUUUGACAAGACUUAAAACCUGUCUUGGAUAGAGAAUAUUUAGCCAUUUACCUAAAAAUGGUAUUUUUUACAUGCAAUGCAUGUGGUGAAUCAGUGAAGAAAAUACAAGUGGAAAAGCAUGUGUCUGUUUGCAGAAACUGUGAAUGCCUUUCUUGCAUUGACUGCGGUAAAGAUUUCUGGGGCGAUGACUAUAAAAAUCACGUGAAAUGCAUAAGUGAAGAUCAGAAGUAUGGUGGCAAAGGCUAUGAAGGUAAAACCCACAAAGGCGACAUUAAACAGCAGGCGUGGAUUCAGAAAAUUACUGAAUUAAUAAAGAGACCCAACGUCAGCCCCAAAGUGAGAGAACUUUUAGAGCAAAUUAGUGCUUUUGACAACGUUCCCAGGAAAAAGGCGAAACUGCAGAAUUGGAUGAAGAACAGUUUAAAAGUUCAUAAUGAAUCCAUUCUGGACCAGGUGUGGAAUAUCUUUUCUGAAGCUUCCAACAGUGAGCCAGUCAAUAAGGAACAGGAUCAACAGCCACUCCACCCAGUGGCAAAUCCACAUGCAGAAAUCUCCACCAAGGUUCCAGCCUCCAAAGUGAAAGAUGCCGUGGAACAGCAAGGGGAGGUGAAGAAGAAUAAAAGAGAAAGAAAGGAAGAACGGCAGAAGAAAAGGAAAAGAGAAAAGAAAGAACUAAAAUUAGAAAACCACCAGGAAAACUCAAGGAAUCAGAAGCCUAAGAAGCGCAAAAAGGGACAGGAGGCUGACCUUGAGGCUGGUGGGGAGGAAGUCCCUGAGGCCAACAGCUCUGCAGGGAAGAGGAGCAAGAAGAAGAAGCAGCGCAAGGACAGCACCAGUGAGGAAGAGGCACACGUGGGCGCAGGGAAGAGGAAGCGGAGGCACUCGGAAGUUGAAACAGAUUCUAAGAAGAAAAAGAUGAAGCUCCCAGAGCAUCCUGAGGGUGGAGAACCAGAAGACGAUGAGGCUCCUGCAAAAGGUAAAUUCAACUGGAAGGGAACUAUGAAAGCAAUUCUGAAACAGGCCCCAGACAAUGAAAUAACAAUCAAAAAGCUAAGGAAAAAGGUUUUAGCUCAGUACUACACAGUGACAGAUGAGCAUCACAGAUCCGAAGAGGAACUCCUGGUCAUCUUUAACAAGAAAAUCAGCAAGAACCCUACCUUUAAGUUAUUAAAGGACAAAGUCAAGCUUGUGAAAUGAACAUUUGUGUAUUUAAAAAUUGAAUCCAUUUUGCUGACUUCUUCCUUUCACUGCUGUUUAUAAAAUGUGCAAUGAAUUCUAACAACUCAAAUUUUGCUUUUUGAAGCUGUAUUUUUAAGUUAAGAAAAAAUAUAUUUUUGGUAUAACUUUUAUGAGAAAAAUAAAAUAUAUUCUGGCCCAAA